This is a messenger RNA of Plenodomus lingam JN3, 789 nucleotides long. RefSeq lists its product as uncharacterized. Lineage: Eukaryota; Fungi; Ascomycota; Dothideomycetes; Pleosporales; Leptosphaeriaceae. The record is from RefSeq and is a predicted model, not a curated record.
AUGACUGAUGAGCCGUGGGUCCUUACAACAUAUCUGCUUAGCGUCAAUCAUCAACAAUUCAUUCGUGCAACACGCCACCCCUUCUUAGCCCGCGCUGCCAACGGUACAUUAACAAAGCCCGUCAUUGCACGUUGGCUUGCCAACGAUCGACAGUAUCUUCAGGGGUACAUCUCUACCAGCAAGAACACUCUGGACCUGCUCAAUAGCCAGAGGAAGUCGACAAGAGCGGCAGAAGGGGGGUCAGAUAUCGAAACGAGACUAAUCGCAUGGUUAGAGUCAGCGGUACAAAAUGGCGAAAGAGAAAUUCGUUUGUUCCAAGAAGUUAGUGACGCCUACAAGAUCGAUAUUCCUAGCUAUCCAGUGACGGACGAAGUGAAGCUCGAGGGACUGCGCCGUUACGAGACCCUGUUCGACACAGUCGCAUCACAACCGCCCAAUGCCUUCAUACCGUGGUUGGAAGGUGCUGUACUUUUGUGGGCGACUGAAAAGGCCUAUUACGCUUCAUUCUCAUGGGCUCGACGACAAGAUACACAUUCGUCACCAAAGGACUACAGCAAUGACCAAGACGGUGGUGCAAUGAGGCGCGAGUUCAUUCCAAACUGGUCGAAUCGUGACUUUCUCAUGUUCGUCGAACAGCUUGAGCGCAUUGUGAAUGAGGGUGUCACCGAGGCGGUGAACCGCGACGAAUCGAAGUGGGCGGAGGUCAAACAAAGAGCUGGCGUAAUUUGGCAAGCGGUAUUGGAUGCGGAAGAGGCAUUCUGGCCAGACGUAGAGAAUGGAGGGAAGUAG